CCACACAGAGAGAAAGGGACAUUGAAGAUUUUCAGCUGAAUUGAAGUGUGCUGAAUAUGCCGCGGAGCCCGACGUCCAGUGAGGAUGAGAUGGCCCAGAGUUUUUCGGACUAUUCUCAGGAAUCCAGCUCAGAAAGUUCCAAAGAGGAGGCCAUCUAUGAAACGAUAAAAACAGAAAGGCCCGUAAGCCGCAUGACGGACGUCCAGAGCAACUCACUGGUCAUUAGAGUGAUUAUCCCAGACCUGCAGCAAACAAAGUGUAUGAGGUUUAACCCCAAUACCACGGUGUGGGUGGCUAAACAGCGUCUCCUGUGUACAUUGAGUCAGAAUUUGAAGGAUGUGCUGAACUACGGCCUCUUCCAAUCGGCCAGCGAUGGCAGCAACGGUGAAUUCUUGGAUGAAGAGCAUCUUAUCGGAGAAUAUCCACAGCUAACCUGCGAAGGCGUUCCGUCACUGGAGUUCCGCUACAAAACCAGAUUAUACAAUCAGCCCGGUGUGGAUGAAAAGCUGAUUGCCAGACUUCACACAAAGGCCAGCCUGAGGAGGUUCAUAGAUUAUAUCCGACAUCAUCAGAUAGAGAAACUCUCCAAAAUGCUUGACCGAGGACUGGACCCUAAUUACCAUGACAUGGACACUGGAGAGACACCACUCACCUUUGCGGCCCAGUUGGAGAAUAUGGUGGAAUUUAUUAAAGCAUUGAGCCACGGAGGAGCUCAUCUCGACUUCAGGGCUAAAGAUGGCAUGACUGCCCUACACAAAGCAGCUUGCUCUAAAAACCAGGCUACACUCAAGACACUGCUGGAGCUCGGGGCAUCACCCAACUAUAAAGACAGUCGUGGUUUGACAGCACUGUAUCACACGGCCAUGGUGGGCGGGGACACAGACUGCUGUGAACUGCUCCUGAAUGAGAAUGCCUCUGUCUGCUGCCAGGAUGAGAAUGGCUGGCAUGAGAUCCACCAGGCUUGUCGGCAUGGUCAUGUCCAGCACCUUGAGCACUUGUUGUUUUAUGGAGCAGAUAUGAGUGCUCAGAACGCCUCGGGAAACACGGCGCUGCACAUCUGUGCUCUCUACAACCAGGAGAAGUGUGCUCACGUGCUGCUGGUCAGAGGAGCUGACAAGGAACUGAAGAACUGCAAUAAUCAGAGUCCAUUUCAGGUGGCCAUAAUCUCUGGAAAUUUCGAGUUGGCAGAGCUGAUUAAGAACCACAGAGAAAGUGACAUAGUGCGGUUCCCCGAGGUCCCGGUGAACUCCAGACAGCGACGGCCUCUCCAGAAGAACAAUCUUUCUGUUUCUCGGGCGCUGCUGCGUUCCAACAGUGAUAAUAAUCUGAUGACGCGAGCCAUGAGUCCAGAGCAGCUGGCCGCCCACAGCCUGUCACCACAGAAGAUGCAGAGAGACCCAAGCGGCCGGGGGAAGAUGACGGGCCGUGGCACAAGGACCAUCCCAACCAGCCAUUCCCUGUCUGUCAGCCUGGAGGAUGAGCAGAGUGUUCAGCAAAAAUGUGCCAAUGGCAGGCCAUGGGGCCAGAGCUCCAGGAGGAAGCUGUACAGUGCUGUUCCUGGCCGUCAUUUUGUUGUUGUUCGCUCAUACCAACCUCAAGCUGGCGGAGAAAUCACCCUCCACAAGAAUGAAAGAGUCAGAGUUCUGAGUGUUGGUGAAGGCGGUUACUGGGAGGGCAGCUGUCGAGGGCAGGUGGGCUGGUUCCCUGCCAAGUGUUUGGAAGAGAUUCCUGUCAAACCUGACAAAGAGAGACCAAAGAGCAGAAUGGAGCGUAGCGACAGGAAAAAACUCUUUAGACAUUUCACUGUUGGUUCCUAUGACAGCAUUGACAGUGGCUGUGUGACCGAGCAGAAAACGGUGGUUUUACAGAAGCAGGAGAAUGAAGGCUUCGGGUUUGUGCUGCGAGGGGCUAAAGCAGACACACCCAUCGAGGAGUUCAUCCCGACUCCUGCAUUCCCUGCGCUGCAGUACCUGGAGUCUGUGGAUGAGGGAGGUGUUGCCUGGCAGAUGGGGCUCCGCACAGGGGAUUUUCUCGUUGAGGUCAACCAUCAGAACGUGGUGAAGAUGGGACACCGGCAGGUGGUAAACAUGAUUAAACAUGGCGGAAAUCGACUCGUGCUGAAAGCGGUGACGGUGAGCAGGAAUCUCGAACAAGACGACAAAACCCAUAAAAAAGCACCUCCUCCACCAAAGAGAGCCCCGACAACUGCACUCUCAAUGCGAUCCAAGUCCAUGACGUCUGAACUAGAAGAAUUAGAUAAAGUGGAAGAGGCUGUGCAGCCACAGAAGUCUGUACAUGAAAAAGCCUCAUUGGACAAAGUUGCCACGAUUAAGCCCCGCCCCUCAAGUCGCUUUUUGGCCACACCCAUGGAUUUUAAUCCAUCCUCAUCUGAGAGGCCAGGAGUUGCUGUAGUUCCCCCUAGUGUUCCUGGAAGAUCCCAUGGAAGUUAUGUUCGUGUGCCAAAAAGCUCCAUGAGAAGACAAAAAUCAAUUGGAAUUGCAGGAGAAGAAAAGAAAUUCCUGAUACCUCCACUGCUCAAGUUCACCAGAAGUCUCUCUAUGCCUGACACAUCUGAGGAUAUUCCCCCACCUCCAGGCGUCUCUCCUCCAUCCCCACCUUACAACCUCAAUACUCCUAUGUCACAAGGAUAUGAGCCCAGUCAGCCCAUUUACACACAGAACUCAACCGGCAGAUGUCACACUAUAGACAGAGACCUGGUAGGGUACCAUCGGCAGAACUUUGAACAAUAUGACUGUCAAACUCCUCCUGCUGCCCAGCAAAACAUGUGUUCCCAUAACAGGAGCCAUGUGCCAGAGAACCCAUAUUCAGACAUAGUUGGCAAACCUUUGUAUAUCCCACCAAAACCAGCUCGUAGAAAGGGUAUAUUGGUAAAGCAGCCAAAUGUUGAGGAUAGCCCUGAGAAAACCUGUUCAAUCCCAAUACCAACCAUUAUUGUCAAAGAGCCUUCAACUAGCAGUAGUGGCAAAAGCAGUCGAGGAAGUAGCAUGGAAAUUGAGACUACCACCUCCGAGCAGCCAGGCCAACUACGGCCAGAGGACAGUCUCAUUGUGAACAACCCUUUUGCAGCUGCUAUUGCAGGAGCAGUACGUGACCGUGAGAAGCGGCUUGAAGCACGGAAGAACUCCCCAGCCUUCCUUUCGAUGGAUCUUGGAGAUGAGGAUACAUUUAUCCCUACCCCUCGUUUACGCCAGUCUAUGUCCAUAGAUGAAGGCAUGUUUGCCAAUGAUAGGAGUUUACAAAAGUUUAUGGCUCCACCGGCUUCUUUAUUAGAGGUCAAGCAAAUUGGAAGUAGAAGCAACAUGACUGAGUUUACCAUCCCAGAACCAACAACUGAGCCCCUCACAACACGCACUGGGCGCUGCCCCAAUACAGACAGUCCCAUCAGUCUCGAUGGAAAUUUCCAAAACCAGACAUCAGGGAAAACUCAAGAUGUUUGUUCACCCUUGGCUCUGGGUCUAGCUGCUAGUAAUAGAGCUCUGAAGGAGCAAGUGCAACCACCUCUUCCUCCACCUAAAGGAGAACCUCACAAAGCAAACCUCAACCAGCCACUCUUCAUAGACACAAAGCUACGAUCCAGUAUUGAAGCCAGCUUUGUUGCCACAGCUGGGGUGGGUCAAACAAAAGAUUGUGGAGAUUUGUAUAGACAUACAAAAGAGUGCAAUCACGAAACAGAAAAGGCAAAGGGAAGUAAUCCAUCUGAGCAGUCGAAGAACACCAAUAAUGUGUCACAACAGAAGACAGCAGGGCUCCUCAUGGUCCACACACAAGAUAAGACCAAGUCACAAGUGAAUAGUCAGUCUAAUAGAUUAGAACAAGAAGAUUCCCCAGGAAUGGAGAGUGCACCUAUUGAUUCCAAUGUCAAACUUGCAGCCCCCAACUCUCAGCCACCUCAUACAAGGAACAUUGUCAGCUCUGUGGGGGAGCCUGUCAAGUUUCCCUGUAGCAUUCCCCCUCCCCCAAUGACCUCAGUGGAUAUUGAUGAGGAAUUUGACUUAGCUGAACCCUUGCCUCCGCCUAUGGAAUUUGCCAACAGCAUUGAUGUACCUGAGGACCAAGUAGCAGAGAUUCUCAAGCAGAAAAAGAAUAAUGUACCAAUAGGACCCAUGCCUGUUUAUCAUUCACAUGCUUCUACAACUGACAGUGUGGAAUCCAAGUGUCUUUCAGGGCUUGUAAACUGCAUGACUUCUCACACCUACCCUCCACCACCUCCAGAAAUUUUUGAGCCCGUCACAGACUCAGGCAUUGAGGAAGCUGACAGUCGUAACAGUGGCGACCCUCACUUUGAGGCCAACAGUACAAUUUCCACAGUGUCCAGUAUCUCUACUCUUUCAUCAGAGGGAAUUGAUGAUUCCUGUAUAGCCUAUGUAGAUGGACAGACUCUGUCGGUGGACCGACCACCUGUUCCACCAAAGCCGAAAAUGAAGCCCAUAAUCAACAAAAGUAGUGCACUUUACAGGGACUCUUUGAUACAUGAGAGCAUAGAGUCCUUCGGACAGCUACCACCAGCCCCUCCUCCACCCCUGGGUUGUGGAGCACAGUCUGAGCUUCGCAAAAAGCUUGCUCAGCAAGGCACUAAACUGUGGGACCCCCAUGAGCUUCCGAACCCCCUCUUACCCAAUGCAGAAUUUAAAGCUAAUGUGAUAAAUGAGCUUAGCUCCAAACUUCAGCAGAUGAGCAAGGACAAAUUUCCAAAACAGGGAGGGUCACCACCUGCAAAAUCCAAAAACACUGGAUCAAGAGAGUGGACGACCCCAUCCUCAGGUACCAAAUGCAGCAACACUGUUCCCUCAGCAACACAGAGCCACUUGCCCCCUCAGGCUUCCAGUCCAGCCUCACCUCCACCUGAAUCUGGUCAUAGCUCUACUCUGCCAGGCUCUGCCACCUCCCCUACAUUAACAGAUGUGUUUAGCCUGCCAUCUCCACCCAUUGUGAAUGCAGAGCAAUGCUACAGCCUCAGCUCAGUCAGUAGUCGAUCAACAUCCCCCCUCACACUGUUUCAGGCUGCUGCUGACAAGCCUUUUGCUGACAAACCUGUUCUGCUCUGGACCAAGCACGAUGUAGCCGAUUGGCUUGAAAGCCUCAACUUGCAGGAACACAAGAAGGCCUUCUUGGACAAUGAAAUCGAGGGCACCCACCUUCCCAACCUUCAAAAGGAGGACCUUGUAGACUUGGGUGUCACACGUGUUGGUCACAGGAUGAACAUUGAAAGGGGUCUUAAACUUCUAAUGGACAGAUAAAGCACUCGGUACUCGGUAUUGGCUUGAUCAAUCUCUUGUUUUCUUUUUUUCAGUCUAGCUGUGUUGCAUCUGUUGGAAAUUGUGGGGUUAUGUUCUCUGUCUUGUGGCCAGAGGCACAAUAAGCACCAUGGAUGCAGAACUGCACUCAGGAACACUUCUAAGAGGAUUCGUUCUUACCAUCAAAAGCUUUGUUAAAUGUCAGGAGUUUGUCUCAUGUAGACAACCCUAACCAGCAGAGCUUGGAGGUCCUUUUUUUUACCUUUUAAUACAAAUGUCUCCGGGAAAUUUCAGAUGUUUUCUGUAAGUGUUCUGUAUGAUGCAGAAAACAUGCAUACCUAGAAGAGCACUGUUUUGUCUGAGGUUAACUGAAAACUUUAAUUUCAUUCAGAUUUUACCAUGAAUACAUUUUCAUACCCUUAAUAAAUGUUGCGUACAUCCACACAUUCCAGACAUGUGCAAGGGACAGUGGCACUAGUGAAACUGCUCUUUGUCCCUGAUGCUUGAUUUCCAUUAGAUUAAAUGAGGAGAAGGUAACACAGCUGCAUCUUCUGUGUUGUCUGAUCCUGAUGCCAAAAAUAAAUGCUACAAAAUGCACACAGCUUCCAUAACAUUUCACCAAAUAAAAACAAUCUUUUUUGCAAUUAAUUAAUUAAAAAAAAAAAAAAAAGUUCAUAUAAAACUGAUUUGAACAAUUUGAAGGUUUAUAUGAAAUUGAUAUGUUCAUGGGAAGUGACGACAUUGCAGAUUGCACAAAUUAUAGAGAAUAAAAAAAACAAACUCAGGCUUGAGAGGUAGAACAUUCUGAAUGAGAACUAGUGGUAUAGCUCAUAAAUCAGGUGUAAUUAAUGUUCUUAUCAGAUGCCAUGGAUCACAGAACAUCUAUAAUAGUGCUGCUUCACAUUAAAGUAGCGACAGCUUUUUUUUUUUUAUGUAUUUCCACUUACUGACUGAAUGGAGGUGAAUCUGAAAGCAAGUUUGCUGAGAAUUGCAAAAAAGGGGUGGAGUCAUGCGGACUAAAUGGUCGAAGUCUGUAAUUUCAGUUAAAGAACCAAUUGUGACAUUUGAUCACAGUCAAACUACUUUGAAAAAAUGAAAAAUAUGCAUGGAUGAAUAGUUCACAAUAAGAUCAAUAGCACGCAUUUAAAUAAAUAAUUCACCCUAUUUCAUUAUGAAUUUGCUUUCUUUGUUAGUAAACAGAGGCUGUAUUGAGCAGUUGUUUUAUUAUAAACAUGAAACCAUAACCAUUUCUUAAUCUAUAAUGUUAGCCAACAUAUACUAUAUAAAUUGUUUAACUGACUUUUUUUUUUAUUUUUGUAUGUCACUCAUUGCAGUAUUGAAAGUGGUAAAGUCCCUGAAAUGAGAAAUUAUGAAAUAUUUGCCAUGACCUGCUGCUGAGAUUUUGAGUGGUGACUCUGGAGUUUGAGUGAAUAUAGAAGAAUAUUUUUAAAAUGUUGACCAGAAUUUAAAAAUCGCAAGCCUUUUCUGAACAAAGGUUUGCUAAUGUACUGCUGCUACUGUGACAAUAGACAUUUUAUAAAAUAGAUUGCGUACAAUAGAGUAAGAGAGUAUUUUGGAUUUAUAUAAUUAUAUUGCCUUUUAUAAAUGUAAUUUUAAUGUUAUUGUUCCCACUUAAGUGUGGUUUGCCAAAAAAAGUAAUGUGUUUGAAUAAAAUGGGUAUAUUAGUUAGAUUCUUAAUAUAGACAAUCCAAAAAGCAAUAUAUUUAUACUAUGGACAUUACAUUCUGUAUAUAUUUAGAUAAUGUAAUCAUCACACCAUUAAACAAGCACAAUAUUCACCUUAUAAAACAGCUGGUUUAUCUAUAGAAUUGCCCCUUAUUGUUUGGCUAUGAUUUUGUCCUAUGAUUUUAACCUGUUUUGCUUUACUUAGUACAUGUAAAGACUUGUGUUUACAUUGUUAAUGUUGCUGUAAGAUCUAAAAAUGGAACUAGUAACUCAUUACAAUGAUCAAGAAAAUCUAUCAUAGGAACUGCAAGAUUGAGUGCAGUUACACCUUGUAUGGCAAACAAAUCUGAAAGAAAUAAAUAUCGCUCGAGUUGAGCUCUCUUCCUGUGCGUCAAUUUGUCUUACAAACAUAUGCACUUAAUGAAAACUACUAUAAGAGAACAGACAGAAAAAUAAAGUUUCAAAUAUGAAGGGUGUUUCUACAAAAUUGAUUUGUGGGACCAAAAAAAAAAAAAAGUUUACAAUACUAGUUUUAUUUUUAUUUUUUUAUUCUUAAAUGAUAUUUCUUAUAAAACAGACUUGUAAAGAGAGCCAGUAUAGAUAAGCACAGAUAAUUUGUUGAAAAGGUUACUUAACUAAAAUUGCAAAACAGAUUAUGUCAUUAG
Messenger RNA from Labeo rohita (rohu), 7606 nucleotides. RefSeq names its product SH3 and multiple ankyrin repeat domains 2a (gene shank2a). The transcript is spliced from 22 exons. Gene Ontology annotation, cellular component: postsynaptic density; postsynaptic membrane; dendritic spine. Lineage: Eukaryota; Metazoa; Chordata; Actinopteri; Cypriniformes; Cyprinidae. Bases 57 to 5258 code for a protein of 1733 amino acids. The record is from RefSeq and is a predicted model, not a curated record. Gene Ontology annotation, molecular function: ionotropic glutamate receptor binding; synaptic receptor adaptor activity.